Cladophialophora yegresii CBS 114405 is the source of this 597-nucleotide messenger RNA. RefSeq lists its product as uncharacterized. Lineage: Eukaryota; Fungi; Ascomycota; Eurotiomycetes; Chaetothyriales; Herpotrichiellaceae. The transcript is spliced from 3 exons. Bases 1 to 597 code for a protein of 198 amino acids. Gene Ontology annotation, cellular component: mitochondrion. The record is from RefSeq and is a predicted model, not a curated record.
AUGUCGUUCGUCUUAAGAGGGGCGAGAGCUGCAGGCCGACCCCUGAGACACUCGAUUCGACAGCCGCCACGCAGAUUUGCAGGACACGAAGCUGGACACGGCCAUGGAGAUGCACAUCAUUCUGGGGAGAGCGCCUUGCACGUUGCAGGCGGGUCAGGACAAGAAGGCUUCGGCAAAGGCUUUUACUUUGCCCUAGCCACGAUACCACUCUUCUACGUCGUCUAUUCGGUUGCCAGCUCACCGAGCGAUAACGCCAUCACCCGACUCGUGCAGCGAUACGAUGCGGGAAGGGAAGUGCAGCUGCGGAAAGAUGCUCUACAUACGACAAUGAUGGAACAGGCUGCUGCGGACAGGCAAUUGUUCGCUGCGACACCCACUAAUGCAGCGGGUCCGCCUCUGCGCAUGCAGGAGAUGUUUAACUUCGGCUCGCCGUGGAACGUGUCCGCCGGCCAUGGUACGGCCGACCUCUCAGCAUUGGCGAAACACUAUGAAGAGGAUCACAAGAAGAGCGAGGAAGAGAGAAUAGCUAGAUUACAGAAGCAGAAGGGCUCUGUCUACGACAUGCCCUUCGAGGGAUUCGACUCUUCGAAGGCUUAG